AUGCAGCUCCCUAUCAGCGCCAUCACCUCGCAAUUCAGCGAUCGCUUUAACAGCGUCCGCGCCCAGUCCAUCAGUUCGCGCUUCGCCAACCUCCGCCCUGUCUCCGAAUUCCUCGACGUGAAGCGUUUCUCCAAGCCUGCUCACUUCGGUGAGGUCCAGAGCCGUGUUAACUACAACCUGUCCUACUUCUCCAGCAACUAUGCUGUCGUCUUCGUCAUGCUCAGCAUCUACAGCUUGCUGACCAACUUCCUGCUCCUCUUCGUCAUCAUCUUCGUCACCGGUGGUCUCUACGGUAUUGGGAAACUGGAAGGUCGUGAUCUGGAAUUGGGUGUCGCUCGUCUGAACACCUCUCAGCUCUACACUGGUCUGCUCGUCGUUGCGGUUCCCCUGGGUAUCUGGGCCUCUCCCAUCUCCACGGUCCUCUGGUUGAUUGGUGCCACUGGUGCGACGGUGUUCGGCCACGCCGCCCUCAUGGACAAGCCCAUCGAGAAUGCUUUUUCCGAGGAGGCGGUCUAA
Molecule: messenger RNA, 516 nt
Organism: Aspergillus ruber CBS 135680
Lineage: Eukaryota; Fungi; Ascomycota; Eurotiomycetes; Eurotiales; Aspergillaceae
Product: putative COPII vesicles protein Yip3
Exons: 1
Coding region: 1-516 (171 amino acids)
Cellular component (GO): Golgi apparatus
Source: RefSeq, a predicted model, not a curated record